This is a messenger RNA of Staurois parvus, 243 nucleotides long. Lineage: Eukaryota; Metazoa; Chordata; Amphibia; Anura; Ranidae. The record is from the annotation of a GenBank genome assembly.
GGCACUGACUGGCGCCACUGCUGGGCACUGAUAGGCGGCACUGAUGGGUGCAACUGCUGGGUGGCACUGCUUGGUGGCACUGCAGGGCACUGGCUGUCGGAUCGUGAGGAAAGUACUGCCGAGAACCGGCAGUUGUCAGAGCGGGGAUCGGCACCGAUCAUCAGGGCACUGAUGAUCAGUGCCCUGAUGAUCGGUGCCCAGCAGUGACACCCGCAAGUUCCGCCCAGCAGUGCGCCCACUAGC